AUGGAUAGCUACUCCAUCCUGUACAGCUCGUCUCAGCGGACGGAGCUGCUAGCCCGAUUCCAGCGCCUGCGCUCGGCCGGGAGGAUGUGCGAUGUGGUGCUGGAGACGCAGGGCGCCUCGUUCCCGUGCCACCGGGCUCUCCUGGCCAGCUCCAGCGAUUAUUUUUGGGCCCUGUUCGGAGAGGCAGCGGCGGAGAGAUUAGCGCUACGCGUCAAACUACCGGCGCUAACGCCUGUGGGGUUGGAUGUCAUUUUGGAUUUCCUGUACUCGGGGUGGCUAAAGGUGUCAGACAGUACACUUCCGGAUGUGUUGGAGGCAGCGAGGUACCUCCAAGUGGAGACGGCAGUUUCCAUAUGUGAAAGAUACAUCAUGGAUGAGCUCAGUGCAGAGAAUUGCUGCGUCUACGCUAACUUAGCAGAGCACCAUGUGCUACCUAAUGUGUUGGAAGCGGCUGAAGACACCGUUGCCGCGGAGAUGGCGACUCUCUUGCAAGAAAGACGGGAGGAUCUAUUGAACUUGAACGUCCAAUCGAUGAUGGCAGUGUUGGAGACGGAAGAAAUUCCGUCAGUCAAGGAGGUGGAGUUAGUCAAGCUAGCUCUAGAUUGGUUAAGUGAGAACGGGCCCAUCCCAUUACUUCAGUCCAACCUACUGCUAAGCCGCCUGCGUUUCGGACUGGUCGCUCCAGUUGAUCUAACGCAUUUAAGCCAUGGUAACAAAGCCAUGGGAACACCUCUGAUUAGGAGCCAGGUGACGAGGGCGCUGGAGUACCACAGAAUGGGUUCGGCAAGGCCAAUCAGACAAAGUAAACAGUCCAAGCUUCGGGCGACUGAUCGAGUGCUACUUGUUGGUGGUAGCUCGAACCCAGAUUGUCCGGAGCAGCAGGUGUUGGCGUUUAAUCUGAAAAGCAGGACGUUUGCAACUCUGACUUCCUGCCUGCCGUCAAGACUGAGGAACCACUGCGUGUGCUCUUUGGGGGGCUUCCUCUUCGUGGUGGGCGGAGAGUUGGUAAGCGAGGCGGACGGUAAACCAGUUUCCGCAGAAAUCUCCAACCACGUUUGGAGGUACGACCCCCGUUUCGAUUGUUGGCAACAAGUGGCACCCAUGCUGCAAAGAAGGACCAAGUUCACCUGCUGCGUCACCGAUGACGCCAUCCACGCCAUCGGAGGUCAAUGCGCACCGACCAACGGGGACGUGAAUACCACGCUUGCUUCGGUGGAGUUUUACGACUUAGAGGCCGGGGCAUGGAGGAGGGGAGCGCCCAUGCCGGGACCCCUCUACGGUCACGCUAGCGCCGAGCUCGAGCAGAGCAUCUAUGUGUCGGGAGGUCUCUCGGAUGACCCUGGAACCGACUUGAUCCCGGGCCAGACCCAGAGUAGAAAGGAAGUUCUGUGCUGGGACCAGAAGGGAAGACUCUGGAGGAAAGUGGCACCCAUGUCCAUUGGCAGGUUCGGACACCGAAUGACUAGUGUCCGCGGCUACAUCUACGCCCUCCUAGGGAUGUACGAGCCCUUCUCCGAUAUCGAGCGCUAUGACCCAGUAGCUGAUCACUGGACACGUCUACGGCCGCUGCUCGUCGCAUCGUUCGGCUACGGGAUUGCGGCAACACCAACCGGGAGCAUCCUGGUUUUCGGUGGCAGAAAGUGGAGCGACAGCCGAGAAGUGGCUCUAAAGAGCGUUUUGGAGUACGAACCCAAGAAAGACCAGUGGAGGGAGAUCUGUCACUUACCGAGGCCUCUCACGGGAACCGAGUGCACUUUACUGCCAGUGCCUGACUAA
Nerophis lumbriciformis (worm pipefish) is the source of this 1776-nucleotide messenger RNA. The record is from RefSeq and is a predicted model, not a curated record. Lineage: Eukaryota; Metazoa; Chordata; Actinopteri; Syngnathiformes; Syngnathidae.